Hordeum vulgare subsp. vulgare (domesticated barley) is the source of this 1697-nucleotide messenger RNA. RefSeq lists its product as uncharacterized. Lineage: Eukaryota; Viridiplantae; Streptophyta; Magnoliopsida; Poales; Poaceae. The record is from RefSeq and is a predicted model, not a curated record. The transcript has 3 exons. Bases 331 to 762 code for a protein of 143 amino acids.
UUCCUCCGUCCCCUUCCAGAUAUCCGCCGCCACCUCCCUCCCACCUCUUGGAUCUCUCCAUCUCCAUCAGCUCCACCCGCGCGAUCCCAUCUGCCACCCGGGCUUGCACAGCCUGCGCUCCCUGCUGCGCUCCCUGCUAGCCCUCCUCCCAAGGUGGAGAUGGCCAACGGCGGCAAGGUCGUCCACACGCCCCACUCAGCGCCGCCUACGGUGCCAUCGGCGCAAGUGUCGAUCUAGGAGUCGGUGCGCGCGUGCGGGGUGUGGGGGCGGGAGGUCGACAAGGCCGACCUGCGGCGCCGCGUCGUCAUGCCCCUCUAGGCGCACCGGGCCAUGGCCGCCGCCGUCGCCGAGAAGGACGAGGCCGCGGGAGUGGCCAUCGCGGCCGCUGUCAGGGAGGAGAAGGUGGAGGAGGCGGAGGAGGAUGGGCGAGCGAAAUCCAUCACGGCAGCUCACCGCCCGCAACCGCAGAUCGAAUCAAUCAGCGCACGGUCUCUCUGCCCGCCAUGCCACCAAACUGCCGCGAUGCCGCUCGCCUCCGCCCGGCCGCCGCCGUCGGAGCAGGGCCCGAGCGCCUCCCACUCCUCCGCCCCGGCGGCGGACUCCUCCGUCGCGGCCCUCAUCGGCGGCGAGGUGGUGACGCCGAUGGUCGUGUUCGUCAACUCCAAGAGCGGCGGCCGACAUGGGCCCGGGCUCAAGGUGCGGCUCCACGAGCUCAUCAGCAAGGAGCAGGUGACGACCUGCACGCUCCAAGUAGCUCGGUAGAUUUCAUACAUGCACCGAGUAGUUUACUAUGCAGAUAAUUUAUUUUUUGAAGGAAAGGGAUUGCUCCACCUAUUUUCAUUAGGGAAACUAGCCAACUACAGAGACAGUAUAUCCUACCUAGGUCUCUCUAUUUUCUUCUUAUGUAGCUUUUAGUCUGUAUUUCCUUGAUAGAUGAAACUAUGGAGCGAAACAUGAGUUAUACUGUCAACUGAUGGCUGACUUCAGUUUGAAGUAGAUCAGGUGGCUGCCGCCACUUCCUGCACCUAAGUAAAGUCAUAUUUCCAUCUAUAAAAUAUACAUUCCUCUACCGAACUAUCACGCACUAUGAACUAUUGUCUCCUUAGUCAGCAUAAGAAAAACCAAAGCCCGAGGCAAGAAAGAGAAAGUGUGACGGUGAAGAAAUCAAGGAUCAUGCCCACUCAGGACAAUAGUGGAUAAUGCAGAGCUCUCAAACCUCAUUCACUGGAGAAAGAAUUGUGUGGCCAGCGAUCCAUAAACAACAGGACUUCAAUGUCAUCAUCAAAGACUUGGCAGAGAACAAGAUCAACCUUAUUCUAAGGACCCAGCUAACAAUAAAUGUAUGAUGAUAGCUUCAAAGAAUCACGGAUGCACUCGUAUGACUUAGCUGGCAAUAUACAUCUGCAUACCUCGCUUCUGUGUGUUGCGUACAUCUAGGUAUAGUUGCAUGUACAUUAAGAGUACAAGGUGCGUUGAUGACCAUCAUAUUCUAAGGAAAAAUCCAUUGGUGGUGUGGACGUCCUUGUAGACCAGCUCCGACUAUAAAGUUAGAAGAAGCUUUACUUCAUGUUGGAACAAAAUGGAAGUUCCCUCUGAUGUGAUGAUGUUUAUUAUGUUAUAGAUUGUAAGUUGAUGGUAUAUUGACUAUUGCUAGAUAUUAUAUGCCCUGUUAAUUUUCUAAGUUACUAUGAUGUGAA